AUGUCAACCAAGGUUGAAAAUUAUAACGGUGACCAUUUUGAAUACAUCAAAGUUAGCGAAGAUGAAGAUGACUCUAACGCCGUAGAAAUUCCCUGUGAAAUAGAUGGCACCCUAUUGCUUUCAACCCUCGUGGCCCAAUUUCCCGGUGCUUGUGGAUUGAAAUAUCGUCACUCAGAGAGCAAGUCUAUUCGAGGUAUACGUCUAAGUGAUGGAAAAUUGCAUCCUCCGACGGAAGUAGGAUGGGGAAAAAAUUUAUAUAUUUGUGUUUUUCCCAAAGAAAACAAGCGUAAGAUGGAAGAUGUAUCCUCUGAAAAUUCUGCCGCGAAAACUAAACGAUUGGAGAAGAAAUUAACGUGUUCUGACUUAAUAUGUUUAGGUUUACCUUGGAAAUCAACUGAAGAAUCCAUUAAACAAUAUUUCGAGCAAUUUGGGGAGGUCGUAAUGGUGCAAUUAAAAAGAGACAAAAAUGGAUCUUUUAAAGGGUUUGGCUUCAUUCGUUUUGCUACCUAUGCGUCUCAAAUGAGAGCUUUAGCUCAAAGACACAAUAUAGAUGGGCGCUGGGUUGAUGUCCGUAUACCUAACUCCAAAGAGGGAGUAGUGCCUCAGAUGCCUUGUAAAGUGUUUGUUGGAAGAUGCACAGAAGAUAUGACAGCUGAUGACCUUCGCGAGUAUUUCUCUAAAUUUGGUGAAGUAACAGAUGUAUUUGUUCCUCAUCCCUUUAGGGCAUUUGGAUUUGUCACUUUCUUAGACCCAGAAGUAGCUCAGAGUCUAUGUGGCGAAGAUCAUGUAAUCAAAGGUGCAUCAGUAUCUGUAUCCAGUGCUGCACCAAAAAUUAAAACAAAGGCUCACCAAAACUGGAAAGAUGAGUCUUACGGUCCCAACAAUUGGGAUGGUAAUCGAUCUGGCCCUUCAGGAGGUUCAAGUAACAAUGGUGGAAAUAGUAAUAUAGAUUCGCUUAACAUGCAGAACUUGGGCAUUAAUCCCAAUGGAGGCCCGCCAGCCAAUUUUAAUUUGCCCAUCAGUCUUGUUGCUGCUGCUCUUAACCAAGCUGGUUGGGGAGGAUUUCUGGGGGGUCCAGGUAAUUCAGGACCCAACAAUUGGCAAGGUGGCCCUCCACAAGGCAAUCAAGGCAAAAAUUGGAAUGGCAACCAAAAUUGGAGUCAAAAUGGUCCACCACAAGCAUGGAAUCAAGGAGGUGGUGGAAAUCAAGGUUGGAGUGGUGGAAAAGGUGGGAAUUGGAAUCAAGGAAAUUGGCCCAGUGGACAAGGCAACUGGAAUGGUAAUGGCAAUGGAGGUGGGUCUAGCUCUAGUUCUGGCAGUGGGUGGAAUAACAACAAACCCCAAACAUGA
Messenger RNA from Arctia plantaginis, 1350 nucleotides. Lineage: Eukaryota; Metazoa; Arthropoda; Insecta; Lepidoptera; Erebidae. The record is from the annotation of a GenBank genome assembly.